AUGCUAUUCGAUCAUGUGGCCGAAGAACAACAGGAGAAGAGCUUCACGAUCUGGGUGCAGGCCCUUCUGCGAAACUCACCAGAGCAUCUGGCCAUGCAUCUCGCAGCAACACAUCGCGCCGGAAAACCGAUAGCAGCGUGCCACUGGAAGAAUGGCUCUUUCAAUAUCUGCUACAGGGUCAAGUACGACGACGGAUUCCAUGCCAUCGUUCGAUUCGCCGCUCUAGGGAGGACUAUCUACCGUAAAGAGAAAGUUGAUAACGAGGUUGCCGUCAUGAAAUACUUGCGUCAAUACACUUCCAUCCGGGUUCCUGAUGUUCUGGGAGCUGGGACGUGUUGGGCAGGGCCCUAUAUUGUCAUGUCUUUCGUCGAAGGAGAAUCAUUAGCCACAUUGCUCAGGGACCCGCUCCAAAAUGGCCGACCAGUUCUGAAUCCUCAGAUAAUUGAUCGAGCCGUGAAAAGAGCCUAUCGGGAAAUGGCUGAGCUGCACCUCCAGCUAUCAAAGCAAGAGUUUCCGCGAAUUGGUGCACUGGAAUAUAACGGAGAGGGUUUCACCGUCACCAAAAGGCCUCUAACUUACAAUAUGAACCAACUGGCAACUUCGGCAAAUCUCCCACCUCAAGCAUUUCCUACACACCCUUUCGACUCUGCGAACGACUACUUCACAUCACUUGCCAAUCAGCAGUUCUCUCAGCUCCAGCACCAGCGUAAUGAUGCAAUCGCCGAUCAAGAUGACUGCCGAAAGAAAUACGUGGCCCGGUGCUUAUUUCGGAAAACUGCGCAUAACGUCUCGACGGAGCAUUGCCACGGCCCUUUCCGUUUGUAUUGCGACGACUUCCGACCGUCUAACGUCCUUGUUGAUCUACAAAAUCUUCAUAUUACGGGUGUCGUCGAUUGGGAAUUCACUUAUGUGGCCCCCGCUGAGUUUGCGUACAUCGCGCCCUGGUGGCUUUUGCUCCAAAGCCCAGAGGACUGGGAGUCUAACCUCGAUGAAUUCGUGGAGCGGUUUGUGCCACGCCUUCGUCUCUUUCUCGACGUUCUCCGCGAAUGUGAAGAUGAGAAGGCGAAGGAAGGAAAUGGCAUCCUAGCAGAUUCGCAACGUCUGUCCGAGCGUAUGGAACGGUCAUUCGAUACUGGGAUGUUCUGGGUCUGUCUUGCCGCGAAAUAUAGCUCCAUGUUCGACGAAAUAUACUGGACCUUUAUCGACGAGAUGUACCACGGACCUUUCACAUCGAUUGAGGAUCGAAUUGGACUACUGAGUGAGGAGGAGAGACUGAAUCUCGAUGAGUUUGUCCGUGCUAAGGUGGAACAUAUUGCAGAGGGACCUCUGGAGAUAUACUAUAGUGUGGACAAUUUGGUGGACCUCUGA
Exophiala xenobiotica is the source of this 1368-nucleotide messenger RNA. RefSeq lists its product as uncharacterized. Lineage: Eukaryota; Fungi; Ascomycota; Eurotiomycetes; Chaetothyriales; Herpotrichiellaceae. The coding region runs from base 1 to 1368 and encodes 455 amino acids. The transcript has a single exon. The record is from RefSeq and is a predicted model, not a curated record.